Kwoniella mangroviensis CBS 8507 is the source of this 939-nucleotide messenger RNA. RefSeq lists its product as uncharacterized. The record is from RefSeq and is a predicted model, not a curated record. The transcript has 5 exons. NCBI's taxonomy places the organism in Eukaryota, Fungi, Basidiomycota, Tremellomycetes, Tremellales, Cryptococcaceae. The coding region runs from base 1 to 939 and encodes 312 amino acids.
AUGGGGCCGCGGACCAAGGGGGGUGAUCCUGAGCUGGGAGAACCGGUCUCUCUUCGACGCAAUGUAUUCUGGAGCUGCUUCAUCAACGAUGUAUCGUAUCCGGUAAUUGACGCUGACAUUGAUUCGGCAGAGCCUUUUUAUCGCUCAACAGCGCUGCUACAUCUCGUUCGACUGAGCGCUAUCGGUAGCCGUAUCAUCAAUUCCGUCUACGGAUUAGACAAAUCCAACCAGACACGAGAGAACGCAACCAAGCUACGAGUUGAACUCGCUGAAUGGUCAGUUCAUAUAUCUACAGUGUUUACCACCCUGAUAUUACUGUAUCGACCUCACUUGAAUUCUAUAGUCAGUCAAGAUCCCUCGGACGCGUCAAGAGAGUUGUGUAAAUCCGCAGCUUUCUCCGUGUUACAUUUAGCCGAGUCUCAAGCCAAAUAUUUUGGGGUUGGAACCGCUACGUUGACCAUGCACCAUAAUCUAUUUAUCGCUGGAACAGUUUUUUUGUUGCUUUCGGUAAAUGCCGACGAUGAUUCAUCGUCACACUCAGCAUCAGGCGAUUAUUCACCGGAGCAAGCCUGCCGACGAUGCAUUUCGUUCCUGAGAGACUUUGGACAGAUAUGGCCGGGGACUCUUUCUACGGCCAGUCGUUUGGAAAUCCUUCUAAACGAAUGGUGUCCCAUCAACAAUGGCAACGCCACUCGUCAAGAGGCAGGCAUCGAUCAAGGCGGAACGAUCAUCUUGGAAAAAGACGCUGAAACUGACUCUACCUUUGAUCCGCCCUUCGGUACCGAGCCAGCAUUCAACGAGGAUAAAGUCUCCUUAUCGACCCAUGGGUCGUUACUCGAUGCGGACAGAUCGCUUGAAUUUCCGCCCUUCUUCCCUGCGUCAAACUGCUCCCCGUUCGAUGCCGACGUUAUGUCUGCGUUCGACAUGUACUCUUUCUAA